Mytilus californianus (California mussel) is the source of this 2188-nucleotide messenger RNA. RefSeq names its product cyclin-K-like. Gene Ontology annotation, biological process: positive regulation of DNA-templated transcription, elongation; regulation of transcription by RNA polymerase II. The coding region runs from base 1 to 1581 and encodes 526 amino acids. Gene Ontology annotation, molecular function: cyclin-dependent protein serine/threonine kinase activator activity. NCBI's taxonomy places the organism in Eukaryota, Metazoa, Mollusca, Bivalvia, Mytilida, Mytilidae. Gene Ontology annotation, cellular component: nucleus; cyclin/CDK positive transcription elongation factor complex. The record is from RefSeq and is a predicted model, not a curated record. The transcript has 8 exons.
AUGCCUUGUUGGUACUUUGAUAAGAAAGAGAUACGAAACACACCAACCCACAGAGAUGGGAUUGAUCCAACAACAGAAGCCAGAUACAGAAGGGAAGGGGCAAGAUUUAUCAUUGACGCAGGAACAAAGAUGGGACUGAGAUAUGAUACAUGUGCCACUGGUGUAGUAUAUUUUCACAGAUUUUAUCUUUUCCAUUCUUUUAAAGAUUUCCACCGAUAUAUAACAGCCGCUGGUUGUUUAUUUCUGGCUGGUAAAGUAGAGGAAACUCCAAAGAAAUGUAAAGACAUCGUUAAAAUAACACAGAGUAUCCUGUCUCCACAACUGUUUGCCGUGUUUUCGGAUGAUCCUAAGGAAGAAAUAAUGACAUUAGAAAGAAUACUUCUACAGACAAUCAAAUUUGAUUUACAAGUGGACCAUCCUUAUGCUUGCCUGUUAAAAUUUGCCAAACAAGUUAAAAUUGAAAAGGAGAAAUCACAGAAACUUGUACAGAUGGCAUGGACUUUUAUAAAUGAUAGUUUAUGUACAACUUUAUGUUUACAAUGGGAACCUGAGGUCAUAGGUAUAUCACUGAUGUAUCUGGCAACACGUCUGGCAAAGUUUGAGAUAUCUGACUGGCAAGGCAAGCCACCAGGAAGUAAAUUAAAAUGGUGGGAAGGGAUUGUGGAAGAUAUUACAGUGGAAUUAAUGGAGGAUAUAUGUCAUAAGGUCUUAGAUCUGUACAGCAAAAAUCCCCAGCAACAUGAAGAUUCUCCCCCAGUCACGCCUAGUAAAUCCCACAGACAAACACCACCACCACCACCCCCACAGAAACGUAGUACCACUCCAGCAGAUGGUGCACCAGAGAGUAAAUUAGCGAGAGUAGAUAGUCGAACAACACCAAAAGUAAAAGAAUCUAGUUCUAGUUCUGAUCUGAGACAAACUGCCAUGGUAAAUGCUGCGUCUAAAUCACAUUCAUCAGAUGACUCAAAUAUACAAACUAUACAAACAGUAGGCGCUGCACAAACAACAGAAUUCUCAUCGUAUAAUCCUUAUAUGUCUCGUAGCAUGUACAGUUCAUCGUUCUUGUCUGGAGAGGGUAGUAAGUCUAUACAGAAUUUAAUGAGUGGGGGUGGUGGAAGCUCGUCAGAGAAUUAUCCUGCAGGGCAACAAACACCUCAGGGCAUGGCCCACUACUCUCAAUAUCCUCCUGGCUACCAACAGGCAAAUUAUGUUCAGGCAGCUCAACAACAGUAUUCUGCCCAGGGCCAAUAUCCUGGCUAUCCACAACCAUCAUAUCCUACAACACAACAGGUUCCCGGUCAACAGCAGGUUUAUCCACAAGGUACCAAUUAUCAGCAGUAUCAGCAGGGACAACAACAAUACCCAGGUCAAUAUCCUCCCACCACAUCAGUAGCUCAAAGUCCUUACAACACUGGAGGUCAACAGGGUUAUCAACAACAGCAGCAAAUGAUUAACCAACGUGGCGCCACAGCAAAUGUACCGCGUGGCCCAAGUACGCCACGCACAUCAAAGUCACAGACCCAAUCAUCACAGCAAGGUCAAAAUCAAAAUUUAGCAAUGGUACGAAUUACUGGCAGAUGAACAGAUAAUCUCAUCUGAUAUGAAGUGGCAUAAUUAAAACAAGCACUCAAACAACAAUGGAAAAAAGUAAACAUUUCUAAAAAUGAAUUUGUUCCUUUGUGGAAAAGUUAAAUGUGAUGAUAUUUCAUGUAAUGAAAUCAGAACAGUCAAUUGAAUGUAAAAUAAAUUUAUGAAGUGCUAAAAACAGAUGCCGGUACAUGUACAACAAUAAUAAGAAUGUCUGGAUUUUAAUCGCAAAACAAUCAUAUUCUUUUUUAUAAAUGUGAAAACACAAUAGAUUUAAAACAAUGGAUUUUUUAAGACUGAAUUGAAAUAUGAUAUACCAUUUGUUUUUGUAAAAAUGUGAUUAAUUUUAAGACUAAAUGGAAGUAUUAUACACCUUAAGUUUGUGUGUAAACAUAAAUCAUCAACUAAAAUUUUACCCAAAAUAAAGACAUUAAGUGUUUUAUGUAUGGUAUUGUUGAAGUUGUUGGAAACACAGUUUUUAAAAUUCAGUCAGAACAAUCUGACCUAGUUUUAGUUGACAAAUUGUUUAUACUGAAUAUUGGCUGUCAGUCAAUUGUUAUAUUAAAAUUAAAGUUCUUUAUAUAAAACAUAAAAGAAAUUU